CACAGCCUGAAAAUCUGUCAAUUUCUGCCGCGUGGUCACGUGGCCGCCUCCUCCGUGGAGUGGAUGGAGAUGGCUCUCCACGUCAGCCUACGUCUCCAAAUUUCUGCUUAGCGAACCUGCUUCAAAGAGGCACGGCGCUUCAGAGCCAUGUUCAGGGCGGUUAUAGAGGAAACCCAACAUAGAGUUAUAGAAGAGGGUGAACUACGAUGAUGGAUUUUGACGAAAGGGUCCCCGUCGGAUCGAACAUGUAUUUGCCCAGUUGCACUUACUACGUGUCGGCGGGGGCUGAUUUCUCCGGUCUUCCCUCGUUUUUAUCCCAGACCCCGUCCACCCGCCCCAUGACAUACUCCUACUCCUCUAACCUACCGCAGGUCCAACCCGUCAGAGAGGUGACGUUCAGGGACUAUGCCAUUGAAGCGUCCGGUAAAUGGCCGCACCGGGGAAACUUGCCCCACGGCUACCCCACCGCGGAGGACAUGGUGCACCGGGACUGUCUUUCAGCUCAAGGUUCCGUCGUAGGAGACAUGUUUGGUAAAAACAGCCCGGCCGCCGCCGCCUAUCACCACCACCACCACCACCAUCACACGAGCGCCGGCUCUGCUGCCACCAAUUUCUACGGGAACGUGGGCAGAAAUGGCGUGCUGCCACAAGUCUUCGACCAGUUUUACGAAACUGCGUACGGGAACGCGUUGGAAAGCUCCUCAACAAAUGGCUACUCAGGGGACAAAACGGCGAUCAAGCAGCCCAGCUCUGCGCCGGAGGACGCACCGUCUUGCAGGGAUACAGAGGCGAAGGAGCCACGGGAUGAGACCAGCAGCCCGGAGUUGUCUUCCGGAAACAAUGAGGAGAAAUCCAGCAGCAGCAAUGGACAGAGGAUCCGCAAGAAAAGAUGUCCCUAUUCCAAAUAUCAGAUCAGAGAACUUGAAAGAGAAUUCUUUUUCAGUGUGUACAUUAAUAAGGAGAAACGCCUGCAACUGUCUCGGAUGCUCAACCUCACCGACCGACAAGUGAAGAUUUGGUUUCAGAACCGUCGCAUGAAGGAGAAGAAACUGAACAGAGAUAGAUUACAGUAUUAUACGUCCAAUCCACUGCUUUAGGGGCCAACACAGCACCGUCACAGCUUUCAUGGUCCCCUGCUGUGGGACUGAGUGCGUUUACAGACAGACUGACUCUCCGGCUGUGUACAUAGUCUACCACAAUGGCCGCGACAGCAGCAACAACACUGCUCAAUGGUUAAUUUCAAGUUCGAGGACAACACUAUCCUGCGAUCUGAUUUACCUAAAGACUGAGCAUGAAUUAAGUCAGUCCGUGGACCUUGAUUUCGCUCUUCAGACUGCUUAGAGGAACGUGUAGAAAAUUGUUAUUUUUUUGUCCACGUCAAGACUAUGCUUGCAGGGGCCCAUGUUAACAUAAACUCAUGGACGCCUUGUUUAUUUUCCUUUCACGCGGGCAGAAAUUAGCAGUCCCUAAUUGACAGACCCAGUGUAUUUUGUGAUCAAAAUAUUUGCUUAAGUAAAUUUCUGUUUUGAAGUGGUGGAUUUCGAAUGAUGGCGACUAUGACUUUAAUAACAAUCUAUAUUGGUGUGACCAAAUGAGUCCGAACGGAUGAGAAUGUAAUGUGUUUCUGUUUUGUGUGCUUAUUUAUUUUGUAGUCACUCUAUUACUAUCUCCUGUAAUUCCACGGCUAACCAAGUCAACGCCCAUCAUUACAGGCAGGUUAUUGGGAUUCCGUGUUGAGUGUGGUCUAACCUCAAAACGAGAAUUUCUUGUCUUUCCUGUAGUCUGCCAAAAGAGGGCUACUUAUUUAUAUUUGCGUAUCUCUCAACACCCAAAUCCAUGUUCUCCUUUUUUCAUUUUUGGAAACUAUUAGUGGAGUAUUGACAAUGCAGGCCAAAACCAGAGAGAUAAGCUUGUCCACUGGAUCCGUGUGGAGUUGCACUGAGGUACACGCCCAACAUAUUCACACAGGUAUAUAUAAAUAUAUAUAUGCAGCGGGCCUUUUCGGUCUGAUAUUGAUACGCAUAACAGAAUAUUUUUCAGUCAUUUUCAUGACUCGUGAGCCUUUGGUACUUGCAGUCUGAAGAAAAUAAAAGCUACAUUUUCAAGUGUGCUGUCAGGGCAAUGCUGGUCAGGGUCAUCACAUUGAAUCAAUUGCUUGGUAUGCCCAAACUAUUGUGUAUUAUACUAUAUUUCAAAUAAAAAACAAAAUGAAAAGA
Messenger RNA from Etheostoma spectabile (orangethroat darter), 2216 nucleotides. It is a transcript of the gene hoxa11a, whose product is annotated as homeobox A11a. NCBI's taxonomy places the organism in Eukaryota, Metazoa, Chordata, Actinopteri, Perciformes, Percidae. The record is from RefSeq and is a predicted model, not a curated record. Gene Ontology annotation, cellular component: nucleus. Gene Ontology annotation, molecular function: DNA-binding transcription factor activity, RNA polymerase II-specific; RNA polymerase II cis-regulatory region sequence-specific DNA binding. The transcript has 2 exons. The coding region runs from base 207 to 1097 and encodes 296 amino acids. Gene Ontology annotation, biological process: anatomical structure development; regulation of transcription by RNA polymerase II.